Molecule: messenger RNA, 1263 nt
Organism: Saccharomyces eubayanus
Lineage: Eukaryota; Fungi; Ascomycota; Saccharomycetes; Saccharomycetales; Saccharomycetaceae
Gene: RPN14
Product: Rpn14p
Exons: 1
Coding region: 1-1263 (420 amino acids)
Molecular function (GO): protein binding
Source: RefSeq, a predicted model, not a curated record
AUGGGUAAGAAUAUUACAGUUGCUCAUAUCCAGUAUGACUUUGAUGCUGUUUUGGAAGAGGAGCAUGAAAAUGAUGAUGGCUUUUACAUCAACGUAGACAGAAACCUGAAUGAAAUCAAGGAAUACAGAAUAAAAGUGCUAGCAAAUAACGAGGGCGUAGAUGCAGGCGAAAAAAAUAGUUUUGAGAAGAUCAAUCCUCAUCUCUAUAUGGCACAACUGAACGGGCAGAAGUUUCUGUUCAAUACCAUCAAGAAAGAUUAUUCAAAGAUGUUCGAGGGUGCGGAUUAUACUGCUGUAGAUUUGAUCAAAGUUCCGACGAAGCAGUUCAUAUUAGGUACUACAGAAGGUAGUAUUAAAGUACUGGAUUCGAAUUUUAGCUUGGAAAGAGAAAUUAACCAGGCGCACGCUGGUGAGAUAACAAAAUUAAAGUUUUUUCCAAGUGGUGAGGCUCUGAUCUCUGGUUCGCAAGAUAUGCAGGUAAAGAUAUGGUCCGUAAAAGAUGGUUCCAAUCCUCGCUCAUUAAUCGGACACAAGGCGACAAUUACAGAUAUUGCUAUAAUAGACCGUGGGAGGAAUGUACUUUCUGCCUCUCUGGAUGGUACCAUUCGUCUAUGGGAAUGCGGCACAGCAUCGACUGUUCAUACUUUCAGCAGAAAAGAAAACCCACAUGACGGUGUGAAUAGCAUAGCCCUAUUCGUGGGAACGAAGGAGCAACUGCUUGAGAGUCCAGAUAUUAAAAAAAGAGAUCUAGAGUUUGGAACAUACGGUAAGCAUGUUAUUGCAGGCCACGCUUCUGGAGUUAUUACUGUACAUGAUGUCUUUUCGAGAAGGCAAAUUACUCAACACCCAAGCAAGUUCACAUCUUCAUGUAAUUCGUUGGCGAUCGACGUGAAUGAUCCGAACUAUAUUUACGCAGGCUAUGAAAAUGGAAUGUUAGCUCAAUGGGAUUUAAGAUCACCAGAACACCCAGUCGAUGAGUUCUCUAUUAAUGAAGGCGUUCGGAUAAAUAGCGUUUGCUUUGCUGAUGAUUUUUUGCUUGUCUCUUCUGGGCUUGACACUAGUAUUAAGUUUGAUAUUACUAGGGAUCCAAAAAGCCAGCAUCCCGUAAUUGCAUCUAAAGCGCCUAUAUUUUUAGUCUCUGAUGAUAACGAAGUUAAUCAGUUUUGCUACACGCCGCACAGUGAAUCACAAAAGGAGGUGAUCACAGUUGGUAAACAUAAUUUCUUUGCUUUGUAUAAUCUGAGUAGUGAUGUUUUUAUAUAA